CUUGGAAACAACUCCCUCUCUUCAUUUUUCUUCUCUCUCUAGAAGUUGGCCUUUUGCCUUUAGGAAGCAAUCUUCUCUCUCUAUUUUUUCUUUCAAUCAGUAUCUCAUGGGGGAGGUGCAGCAUUAUUUGUAUAUGAAAAGGUCUCGAGCAAAAGGACGAAACUGUCGCUCUUCCUCUUGGAAAUUCUUCAUAUAAACCAAAGACCAGACGCCUUUGUAGAGAGAGAAAGUAAGAGAAACUGGAGCUGUAGAGAGAGACAGUAAGAGUGAGAACUCUGGAAUGGUGGAGUUCAAAUGGAGAGCGAAGAGUGAGACGCGUGAGUCUCGAAUGGAAAGCACCCAACAGAAGCAUUUCUAGAGAGAGAAAGAGGAAGAGAGAAGUGAAGAUUUUGAAGUGGGAAGCUCUUACAAACAUCUUAUUUUGUUCUAUGGGUACUCUCCAAAAGGCUGCUAGUUUCUUUAUUUUUGAGUUCCCUUUAUUCUCAUUCUUUGAAGUUUGAGUUUAGAGGCCAUGGAAGGUGGGAUUCAUCCGGGAACCGAUGCAUCAGCUUUCAGAGAUUGCUUCUCUCUAGCUUGGAGGAAUCCCUAUGUUCUUCGCCUUGCUUUUUCAGCAGGCAUUGGUGGCUUGCUCUUUGGCUAUGACACAGGUGUUAUUUCAGGUGCACUCUUGUAUAUUCGGGAUGAUUUUAAGUCUGUUGACAAGGAGACGGUUUUGCAGGGGGCUAUAGUGAGCAUGGCGGUGGCGGGGGCAAUCAUAGGGGCAGCGAUAGGAGGGUGGAUGAACGACCGCUUCGGCCGUAGGACUUCAAUCUUGACCGCUGAUUUCCUCUUCUUUGUGGGGGCUGUGAUCAUGGCCUCUGCACCAGGCCCUGCACUUCUUAUCGUGGGCCGCAUUUUUGUGGGCCUCGGUGUGGGCAUGGCAUCCAUGACUGCGCCGCUUUAUAUAUCCGAGGCUUCUCCGGCCAAAAUUAGGGGGGCUCUUGUAAGCACCAAUGGAUUCCUCAUAACUGGAGGCCAAUUCUUAUCAUACCUCAUCAAUCUUGCCUUCACUAAGACACAUGGAACGUGGAGAUGGAUGCUUGGAGUUGCAGGUAUUCCGCCACUUGUUCAAUUUGGGUUGAUGUUGUUUCUCCCCGAAUCUCCUCGAUGGUUGUACAGAAAGGGUCGGGAAGACGAGGCCAUUAACAUACUGAAAAAGAUAUAUGCACCCCAUGAGUUAGAGGCCGAGGUGGAAGCACUGAAGGAAUCUGUCGAAACAGAGAUAAAAGAAGAGGGGUCCUCUGAAAAGAUCAACUUCUUAAAGCUCUUCAAAACCAAAACAGUGAGAAGAGGACUGGUUGCAGGUGUUGGGCUUCAAAUUUUCCAGCAAUUUGUGGGAAUUAACACAGUGAUGUACUAUAGUCCAACCAUAGUCCAAUUCGCUGGAUUUGCAUCAAACCGGACUGCUCUCUUACUAUCUCUCAUCACAUCUGGCCUCAAUGCAUUUGGGUCAAUUGUCAGUAUAUACUUCAUAGAUAGAACAGGAAGGAAAAAGCUUCUGGUUAUCAGUUUAGCAGGGGUGAUUCUGUCUUUGGGACUUUUAUCUGCUGUCUUUCAUGAGACCACGACACAUUCACCAAAGGUCAGCAGUCCCGAAACAAUGAAGUUUGCGGGAUAUGUGUGCCCUGAUUAUCAGUCAGCGACAACAAGCUCGUGGGACUGUACGAAGUGCUUGAAGGCUUCAUCACCAGCUUGUGGUUUUUGUGCUUCAGGCCAAAAUAAGCUUUUCCCUGGUGCAUGCUUAUUAUCAAACAACACUGUAGGGAAUCUAUGCCACUCCCAACACCGGCUAUGGUACACAAGGGGUUGCCCCAGCCCAUACGGGUGGCUCGCACUGAUCGGUCUCGCUCUCUACAUUAUCUUCUUCUCCCCAGGCAUGGGCACUGUUCCGUGGAUCGUGAACUCUGAGAUCUAUCCUCUGAGAUUUAGAGGGGUUUGUGGUGGAAUAGCAGCCAUGGCGAACUGGAUCUCUAACUUAAUCGUGGCACAAUCUUUCUUAUCUCUAACUGAGGCUAUUGGAACUUCAUUUACAUUCCUGAUUUUCGGUGUGAUGUCAGUUAUCGCACUUAUUUUUGUGAUAGUUUGUGUGCCUGAGACAAAGGGACUGCCAAUUGAAGAGGUGGAGAAGAUGCUUGAGAAGAGAUCGUUAGGGUCCCAGUUGAAAUUUCGAAAGAAGAGAUCAGCUCAGAUUGAGAAGAACUAAAGAUGACCUUGAGAAGGGGAAGGGGGUGGUGGUGGUGGUGGUUUUUGGGUGGGGGUUGUAUGCAGUGAACGCAUUAUGUUAUGUUGAGGAUUCACACGGUGCAAGGCAAUGUGAUUUCGUAGAUCAAUUGAAAUGGGUGGUUCAGGCUCAAGAAUUACCUUUGGUGUUUUUUGAAGUUCUCCUUGGUCAGAAGUGCUUUACAGUGUGUGUGCAUUGGGUGACAAUGUAACUUAAACCCUGCUAGUUUUGGCAGCCAAAUAGUAUCUUAUAAUAUGAUCAAGAUGUAGUCCAGUACAGUUUGCUCAA
This is a messenger RNA of Amborella trichopoda, 2548 nucleotides long. RefSeq names its product inositol transporter 2 (gene INT2). Gene Ontology annotation, biological process: transmembrane transport. Gene Ontology annotation, molecular function: transmembrane transporter activity. Gene Ontology annotation, cellular component: membrane. NCBI's taxonomy places the organism in Eukaryota, Viridiplantae, Streptophyta, Magnoliopsida, Amborellales, Amborellaceae. The record is from RefSeq and is a predicted model, not a curated record.